GUUCCCGUUUUCCAGGUAUAAGUGUGAGGGGAGAAUAAAAACAACGCAAAUUUUUUACUUGAAGAAUAAAUAAAAACAAACACGGGUUGCAUUUGCUGGUUAACACUCUGUAACUCUUUUACUGUUAUCAAUGAGCUAGCUAUUCAUCAAAUAAAUACACAAACUAAGAUAUAUUAUAAUGUAGCAGCUGUUGUUGCAAUUGGUUUUUGGAGUAACACAAAAUUUGCUGGUGCUGCUGCUAGCGAGCGCCCGUUGCUGCAGGGAGCUGCAGCCACCGUCGCCGCGAUCAACAACUAACUGCAGCGGCAUCAACACACACACAUAAAUAUAUACACAUAUAUAUAUACAUCGAGCGCCUCGUAGAACUCAUUGUUCUGUGACUGUGACAUCGUUUAUACAGCCGCCUUCUUACCCGUUACCCGUUGCCCGUGGCCCGGCUCUUUAGCCAGCUAUAGCUGUAUCUAAAAAUGGAGUGGACCAGAGAGAAGACAUUGGUGCUGAUCAGCGAGUACCGACAGCGACGCGGACUGUGGGACAUGACAUGCGACGAGUAUCGCAAGAAGGAUGUCAAACAGCGUCUAUUAAAUGAAGUUAGUGACGUUCUCGGCGGUAAUAUACCCAUACCGGAGCUGGAGAAAAAGUUUCAUACACUGCGCACGCAAUAUCACCGAGAAAUAAAUCGCAUGAAACGCAAGGAACCGUAUAAUUCAAAGUGGUUUGGCUUUAAGAAUCUCGUCUUUCUUAGCUCUCCAUUUGCGUGUCGCUCCACAAAAGGUCGCUCCAAAGACAAAGAAGACGCAACAGUACAAAAAUAUAUAUUGGGCGAAGUGAACGCUGCUGGCGCCGCGGAAGGUAACAAUAUGAACGAGGAGUAUAUAAUAACGCCGCGAAAAUCACACGCGAGCAGUCGAGCACAGGAGCUGGAGAAGUUGAUCGAAGAGACGACCAAAGAUAUAGAGGAUACUGAAGACGAAGAGCCCGGUGUGGAGGAGGAUGUUGAUACGAAACCCAAGCUUAACAAAGAGCUUAGUGGCACGUAUGUGCACAUCAAUGAAGACGAGAGCGAGGCAGUUGAGACGCACACACACCAGCAGCAACAGCAUACCCAUUCCCUUCCCCAUACACAUCCACAUCCACAUCCGCAUCACCAUCAACAACAGUCCUUGAUGGAGUUGCAUCACUCUGCAAAUGCUGUGGAAUCGGUUAGUUUUCAGGCUAACGAAAGUGGCGAGCUACACUACCAAUCGACAUCGUCGACAGCGAAUGCCAGUGGCGGAGGCACAAGCUCCUCGGUGCAAUUGAUGCCCACGCGUAUCAUUAAGAUACAACGGCGCGAUACGUCUAAUCAGGAGAAUGGCUAUUUCGAGGAGCAGCAGGCACAGCAUCAGCUCCACCCGCCGCCGCCACCCAAACGGCUCUAUUUCGAUCCCAAUGGCACGCACAGCACCACAAUUCUCUCCGCAUCCACGCUGCAAACGGCAUCCCAGAACGUCAAUGGCAGUGGCAAUGGUAGCAAUGUGUUGACCACAACCUCCAGUUCCGGGCUAACGGGUGGCACACUGCGUCUGCCACGUGUCAAUGCCAUAGUGAAUGCCACUUCGCUGUCACCCCCAAAGCCAGCCAGCUCACCAAUACCUCCGCCGCAAUUAGCUGCGGCUAAUUCCCUGCAACGGGAUGAAUUCGCCACGUACGGCGAAUAUGUGGCCAAUGAGAUGCGUGCCAUUAGCAACAGGGAGGUCUUAAUCGCACUCAAGCACAAAAUAAAUACAGCCAUAUUUGAGGCGAAUAUGGCAGAGUUACAAAAAUAAAAUUGUCAGCCAUUUUUGAGGCGAAUAUGGCGGAAGUCGCUGUUAAAUGAAAUCGACGGCCAUAUUUGAGGCGAAAUUGCAGAAAUACAAUUGACGGCCAUAUUUAAGAUGAAUAUGGCGGAGUUGCAGAGCAGAAAUGAAAUAAAAUUGAACUCUCAAUUAUCAUAUGGAAAUAUUAUCAACGUUUUUAGCAACAAUUUAAAUUAAGUGUCCAACCCCAGUAAAUACAAUUGUAAAGCUUAUGUGUUAACCUGUAAAUUGACAUAAUUUCA
Messenger RNA from Drosophila hydei, 2080 nucleotides. RefSeq lists its product as uncharacterized. The record is from RefSeq and is a predicted model, not a curated record. The coding region runs from base 468 to 1808 and encodes 446 amino acids. NCBI's taxonomy places the organism in Eukaryota, Metazoa, Arthropoda, Insecta, Diptera, Drosophilidae. The transcript has 2 exons.